UGAAUGAUGGACGCCAGCAACCUUUAUCUCUCCCUCCCUCCUCCCUGCUAGGCGGCACACGCACAAGACACACGCAGCCAGCGGGGGGAGGCCUAUACAGUUAAUGCAGCGCCAGACCUAGCGUCUCCUAAUGAUAUAAGAACAGGACACCAGUCCUGAGAGAAAUAGCGGAGGGAAAGCAAGAUCAUAAAUAGAACAAAAUACUUCCCAACAUCUCCCCUUCUCCAGGAGGAUGUCCUUUCCCAGGAAGGACAGAAAAAAAACACAAUAGGAGGGACUAGUUAGGCAGUUUUAUAGGAGCUGUGUUAAAUUGAUUAAUUGACAUCCCCCUUAAUCUCCUGUCCUACAUUUUCAGGAGGAUUAGAAAUCCCUGUGGGUGCUGCUGCUGUAGGACAACAAGGAAAUAGGAUUUUGGACUUUUGGAAUAUAUAGUGGUUGACACUGACGGCAUCUUGUGAACAAUGUUGUCGCUCACAGGACUGAUCAUAGUCAUUUUCUAUGGAUUCUGCGAUGCUAACCUUGCGCUAUGCCGUCAUCUUUCCCUCAGAAGUCUAUUCCAAACAAUCUGAACUUGUCUGUCUACACAUGGUGGGCAUGGUGGGAAAAACCAGUGUGCAGUUGGUCUUACAAAAGGCGACCAGUAACAUAACACUCUUUGAAAGCAAUCUUCAGGAAAACACUUAUUUCCACUGCAUUCCUUUCCAGGUUCCGGAGCCGUCAGAAGGCAAUGAAGAAGUGGCUACAAUUCAUGCUGCAAUUAACCAUGCUGGAAAUUCUAUUUACAAAAAAAGUAAACUUCUUCUAAAGGGCAAACGAGCAGCAACCUUUAUCCAGACAGACAAAGCCAUCUAUAAACCCGGGCAGACUGUAAAAUUCAGAGUUGUCUCACUGGAUGAGAAUUUCCAACCAGGAAUAAACCAGUUAUCAGCCGUAAAGUUACAGGAUCCAGAGAAGAACCUAAUCGGACAGUGGCUAAAUGUCAGCCUCAGUCAGGGAAUUGCUGAGCUCUCCCUCCCUCUCUCUUCGGAGCCUCUGCUAGGAGAAUACUCGAUCCACGUGAAGGACAAGGUCCAUACAUUCAGUGUGGAAGAAUAUGUUCUGCCAAAAUUUAAGGUCACCCUUCAUUUUCCCAAAGCCGUUGUCAUCACUGAUGAGAAAUGCACAUUACAAUUGUGUGGCAGGUACACCUAUGGGAAACCAGUGAAGGGGAAUUAUAAGAUUCAAGUAUGUCGAUCGAAGGUUCCUUACUAUUAUACCCCGAGUCCUGAUGUUCCUUGUGUAGACUUCACAGGAGAACUGGAUAUCUCAGGAUGUUCAACUGUGCAAGUGCCACUGGAUACCUUUCAGCUAAACAGAAGAAGACUGCAGAUGAAAUUGUUUGGGACAGCAACCAUCACGGAGGAGGGGACAGGAAUUGAGUUAUCAACAACAACUGACACCAGAAUCUUAGAUGAAAAUGUUAAAGUCUAUAUUUUUGGCUCCGACACCACUUAUAAGCCAGGAAUCCCAAUGAGAAUCCAGGUUAAAGUAUCGGAUGCCAGUGACACCGUAAUCCCAGGAAAACAAGUCCACCUCACUUGUAACUCUAAACCUGACACAAUUGUCAAAACCCUGGUGACAGGCCCGGAUGGAAUAGCUUCCUUCAAUAUAGACAAUACUAUUGGCUGGAAGGGCAGAGUAUCCUUCACAGCAACUGUAAACCAAACCGACUACACACCUCCUGAUCAGUCUGACUCUAAAGUUCCCAGCAAUGUGUUUGCACGCCUGGAAUUAUCACCUUUUAAUUCUGAUAUUAGCAGCUUUAUUAAGAUCCAUCCUCCGGGUGCUAUCCUCCCAUGUGAUGGGCAGCAAGAAGUGAAGGUGGAUUAUAUCAUCAAACAAAACGAACUACAGGAAGGAGUCAGCCAUCUUCAUUUACAUUAUCUGGUCAUUACGAGAUUUUCUAUAAAAUACUCUGGACAGCUGGAAAUACCAUUAGGAAUUAUAGAUAAAGAUGAACGUGGUGACGUGGUACUCAAGCUUCCUCUGACUACAGAUAUGGCACCAACCUUUAGCAUUCUUGGUUACAUUUUGUUUCCUAAUCAAGAAGCUGUAGCAGAUUCUGUUCAAUUCAACAUGGAGAAAUGUUUCAGGAAUAAAGUAUCAGUCAAAUUCCUCCCGGGUGAAGUUCUUCCAAAAUCAGAUGUGUCUCUCCAGGUUGAGGCUGCUCCUGGAUCUCUCUGUGGCCUGCGAGUGGUGGAUAAGAGUGUGGUACUGAUGAAACCAGACAAUGAGUUAACCGCUACUAAAGUUUUUGAUCUUUUCCCAAUUUCCAGUUCACAUACAUAUAACAGACAAGUUGUGGAUGAAACGGAAUGUAAAUCAAGAUAUUGGAACGAAGGUGAUGUGUGCGCCUAUUUUGAGAACUUGAGCCUAAAAAUCAUGACAAGUGCAAGAAUAGGUGAAUCUCCUAAAAAAGGAAAUGGAUUCAUACAACAGCCCCCUCCUGAGGGUACACCAGUACAUUACUAUGAAGAUAUUGUGCUGAAUGCAUGGAUUACGGAGGAGAAGAAGGAUUUUGUCCCGAUAAAGAAAUCAAACAUAAUUCCUGUCAAAAAGCCGAAGUCAGUGAUAAGACAUUAUUUCCCUGAAACAUGGAUUUGGAAACUGGAAGCUGUCGGGGACUCUGGGAUUGGCAUUCUCCAUGACACAGCUCCUGACACCAUCACAGACUGGCAUGGUGGGGCUUUUUGUAUGGGUCCUGGAGGUUUUGGGCUGGCUUCGCCUGUACCUUUUCGAGUUUUCCAACCUUUCUUUGUGGACAUCACUUUGCCAUAUUCAGUGAUCAGAGGAGAAACUUUCACUCUUAAAUCCACAGUUUUUAACUAUUUGAAACAGUGUAUAAAGGUUAGGACUACACUUAUACCAUCUGCAGAGUUGGAAGAGAGGCCAUGUGAUGACUGCCAAUAUAGCAGCUGCCUCUGUAUAGAUGAGAGCAAAACCUUCUACUGGAACCUUAAAGCCUCCAAACUGGGGCAUGUGAACGUCACUGUAACAACAGAAGCUCUGGACACACAAGAUUUAUGCCACAAUGAGGUGCCUAUUGUCCCGAAACAGGGAAGCAUCGAUACGGUGGUAAAGCCAUUGCUUGUUCAGCCAGGGGGACUAAUGGAGGAGAAAUCAUACAGCGCUCUACUGUGCAGUCGGGGAGAAGAUGAUUCUAAAGUGGAAGAGAUUUCAUUGAAGAUUCCUGAAAACAUUUUGAAGGAUUCUGAAAGAGCCAACAUUGUAGUAAUUGGAGAUCUAAUGGGCACAGCAAUGCAAAAUUUGGACCGUCUUCUGGCCAUGCCAUAUGGAUGUGGUGAACAGAACAUGGUCCUAUUUGCCCCCAACAUUUUUAUCCUUCAGUAUCUGGAGAAGACUCAUCAACUGAAUAGUGAAAUUAAAAACAAAGCUACUACGUUUCUGGAGAGCGGAUAUCAGAGAGAACUGACUUAUAAACGUGAUGAUGGAUCAUACAGUGCAUUUGGGAAAAGUGAUAGCAGUGGAAACACCUGGUUGACUGCCUUUGUAGUGAAGUCCUUCAGUAAGGCUCGGCCAUACAUCUUCAUAGAUGAAAACCACCUUAAACAUUCUUUCUCCUGGCUGAAGAAAAACCAACAAGUCAAUGGCUGCUUUAGGAGUGUAGGACGACUUUUUAAUAAUGCUAUGAAGGGGGGAGUAACAGAUGAAGUCUCACUCUCUACGUAUGUUACCAUAGCUCUGCUGGAGGCUGGAGUAUUAAUAGAGGAUCCUAUGGUCAGAGAUGCUGUGUCCUGCCUGAGGACAGCAGCUGAGACUGUCACUAAUGUAUACAGCCAGGCUCUGUUGGCCUAUGCCUUUACUUUGUCUGGAGACACGGAGCUCAGGGAGGCGAUGAUGGACAAACUUGAGGCACAAGUUGUGAGAGGAAAUCGUGAGCAGCAUUGGGAACGUUUGUCCAAACCUCAGUCUGAAGACUCAUACUGGUCCCGAGCUUCAUCAGCAGAGGUGGAGAUGACCUCAUAUGUGCUCCUAGCCGUCCUUUCUGGUCCAACUCAAGAUUUAGUCAAAGGCUCAGAGAUUGUAAAUUGGUUGAGCAAACAACAGAAUCCAUAUGGAGGAUUUUCUUCUACACAGGACACAGUGGUGGCUCUUCAGGCAUUGGCCAAGUAUGCAGAGGCCACCUUCAGUGACAAAGGAGAUGUGACUGUGACAGUAUCAUCCAAGACAGAAUUUAUGAAGCAGUUCCGCGUAAAUAACAAUAACAGGCUACUUCUGCAGAGUACAUCGCUGCCAACAGUACCUGGAGAGUAUACGGUGAGAUCUUCAGGAAGCGGCUGUGUCUAUGUACAAACAGUCCUGAGAUACAACGUUCCUCCACCUAGACAAGAAGAAACCUUUGCAAUUAAAGUGGAGGUUCAAUCAAAUGAACGUGCAGAAGAAUCUAUGACAAAACUGGAGCUCACAAUCACUGCUCGAUAUACAGGUUCUAGGCAAAAAUCCAAUAUGGUUGUUAUUGAUGUGAAGAUGUUGUCUGGACACAUUCCACUAAAGAGCUCAGUGAAAAAAUUGGAGGAGAACUUGAUAAAGAGAAGUGACAUCCAGAUGGAUAUGGUGACCCUGUAUCUGGAGGAGCUGGGGCAGGAUUCUAUCAACCUUUCAUUCUUCAUUGAACAAGAUAUUAAAGUAAAGGACCUGAAACCAGCCAUAGUGAAGAUCUACGAUUACUACGAGACUGAUGAACAUGCAGUUACAGAAUACAAUUCCCCUUGCAGCGGAGAAGACAAAAGUAACACAAAUCAAGGCACAGAAUCCAAAAAUUAAAGACGAUGGAUCACUAUAAUGUGACCGUAAUGAUGAGAGGACUACAGUCUUCAGUAAAGAAGAUCCAUUCUAAAUCCAUUGUAGAAAACCUAAAUAAAUAAAAUCUUUACAGUUAUAUCCAAAAGA
Molecule: messenger RNA, 4950 nt
Organism: Bufo gargarizans (Asiatic toad)
Lineage: Eukaryota; Metazoa; Chordata; Amphibia; Anura; Bufonidae
Product: alpha-2-macroglobulin-like
Exons: 36
Coding region: 499-4824 (1441 amino acids)
Cellular component (GO): extracellular region
Molecular function (GO): endopeptidase inhibitor activity
Source: RefSeq, a predicted model, not a curated record